UAACAGAAAGCAGCUGUGCUAUAGGUGUUUUCAUUCGAUAAUUUAGCGAAAAUGUUUUUUUGUAACGAGUUUAACAAGAUAAAUUAAUGUGAAACGCAAAGUUAAGAUGUCGAGCCGUCGAUCCAUACUGGGCUCUACCCUGGACGCGCUGCCCGCCCCUACAGAUCCCCUGAGAGAACUCUUCGAAGCAUGCAAGAUCGGAGAUGCAGCGAGAGUGAAAAAGUUAAUAACUCCACAAACUGUGAAUGCAAGGGACACUGCAGGACGUAAAUCAACUCCUCUACACUUCGCUGCGGGAUAUGGACGCAGGGAAGUGGUAGAGAUCCUCAUAGCGGCCGGGGCGGCGCUCCAGGCGCGGGACGACGGGGGCCUGCAGCCACUCCACAACGCGUGCUCGUUCGGCCACGCCGACGUGGUCCGUGCGCUGCUGGCGGCCGGGGCGGCGCCGGCGGCCCGGGACAACUGGGGCUACACCCCGCUGCACGAGGCCGCUGCUAAGGGCAAGGUCGAUGUUUGCAUCGCACUGCUGCAGCAUGGCGCGGACCCAAACAUUCGCAACACGGAGGGCAAGACCCCUCUGGACCUUGCGGACUCCGCCACCCGACCUGUGCUCACCGGUGAAUACUGUGCGGCGGAUGUCCUCGAAGCGGCUCGCUCGGGAGCUGACGACCGCCUAGCGUCUCUCCUCACCCCUCUAAACGUGAACGUGCAUGCUCACGAUGGGCGGCGUUCCACCCCCCUCCACCUGGCCGCCGGGUACAACCGCGCCAGGGCAGUUAGGCUGCUCCUGCAGCGCGGCGCUGACGUCCACGCCAAGGAUAAGGGCGGUCUAGUUCCACUGCACAACGCGUGCUCGUACGGGCACUACGAGGUGACAGAGCUGCUGGUGCGCGCAGGCGCAGACGUCAAUGCCACGGACCUGUGGGCCUUCACGCCGCUGCACGAGGCCGCCAGUAAGGCGCGGCUGGAGGUGUGCUCGCUACUCCUGAGCGAGGGUGCGGACCCCACGUUGCUUAACUGUCACGGCAAGUCGGCCCUCGACGUUGCGCCCACCAGGGAGCUGCAGGAGAGACUCGCAUUUGAAUACCGCGGCCACUGUCUGCUGGAGGCGUGCCGGCUGGCGGAGCCCGCAAGGGUCAAGAAACAACUGUCUUCCCUCACCGGCAACCAGCAUCAGAGCCCCCUGGUGUCCAGCAGCGGCAACAGCCCCCCGGCGCUGCCCGGAGAGUGCUCCCUGGAGGCGCUGGUGAACUUCCAGCACCUCACCACCCACGACCGGCCCCUGCAUGAAGCCGCCGCCAGCGUCUACCCUAAAAGGAAGCAGGUUAUGGAGAUGCUGAUCAGAAAGGGAGCUAGAGUGAAUGAAAAGAACAAGGAAGGUCAGACACCGCUGCACGUUGCUACAGAACACUCUCACCUGGACGCCAUGGACCUACUGCUUAGACAUGGUGCGAAGGUGAACGCGUGCGACGGGCGCGGCGAGAGCGCGCUGUCGCUGGCGGCGCGGCGGGACUCCGCCCCCGCCUGCCGCCUGCUGCUGGCCUGCGGCGCUGACACACGCCCCGAGCCGCACUACGCCCAGCCGCAGGAGGCGUGCGCCAGCGCAGCGGCGCUGCGCCUGCUGGAGGCGGCGCGCACGGGCGACGUGGAGGGCGCCCGCGCCGUGCUGGACGCGCGGCCAAGGCUCGUCAACUGCAGGGACGUGGACGGCCGCCACUCCACGCCGCUGCACUUCGCCGCCGGAUAUAACCGAUUGCCGCUUGCUCAAUUAUUGCUGCAAAGAGGCGCCGAUGUCCAUGCAAAAGACAAAGGCGGCCUAGUCCCCCUCCACAACGCGUGCUCGUACGGGCACUACGAAGUGACGGAGCUCCUCCUGUCGUGCGGCGCGGGAGUGAACGCGGCGGACCUGUGGCGGUUCACGCCGCUCCACGAGGCUUGCGCGAAGGGCAAGCAGGAUAUAGUGCGGUUACUGCUCAAGCACGGCGCGGAUCCCAGUAGGAGGAACAGGGAUGGCUUGACUCCCCUCCAAUUGGUGCGAGCAGGAGACACUGAUACAGCCGACGCUUUAAGGGGUGAUGCGGCGCUGCUAGAUGCUGCCAAACGAGGGGACCUGAACAGAGCUAGGAAAUUAAUAACACCACAAAAUGUGAAUUGUCGAGAUUCGCACGGAAGGAACUCGACGCCAUUACAUCUUGCCGCGGGCUACAACAAUUUGGAAGUAGCUGAGGCCCUCCUGGAGGCGGGCGCGGCGGUCUCCGCGAGAGACAAGGGCGGCCUAGUCCCACUGCACAACGCGGCGUCCUACGGCCACUUAGAACUGGCGGCGUUACUGCUGCGGGCGGGCACGCCACCCAACGCGGCGGACAGGUGGGGGUUCACGCCGCUCCAUGAGGCCGCGCAUAAGGCUCGCACGCAGUUGUGUGCGUUAUUGCUGGCGCACGGUGCGGACCCGUUCCUCAAGAACCAGGAGGGCCAGACUGCGCUGGCGCUGGCGGGCGCGGAGGACGUGCGCUCGCUGCUGCAGGACGCCAUGACGGCCGCCACGGGCGAGUGCCCCGCCGCGCCGCACGCGCCGCUGCCGCCGCCGCGGGCCGCCGUGCUCAUGCCCAGCGGGGACACCGUGCCGCUGGCGCUGCCGGUGAUGCCGAGCAACUACUGGGCGGAGGGCUCGCGAGGCAGUCUGGAGGACGCCGCGGGCAGGCCUGCCUCCGCCCUGUCCACCUCCGAAUCGCUACAGACCUUCCUGUCCAGCAUCGGCCUAGAACAACUGGCGCCGGUUUUGGAACGCGAACAGAUCACAAUUGACAUCCUCUCGGAGAUGUCGCACGAAGACCUCCGCGCGGUCGGCGUAGCGGCCUAUGGGCACAGGCAUCGUCUACUCAAGGCCGCCAGGCAUACACUCCACACUCAAUCAGAAUGGUACGGCGGUACGACGCUGAUAGACGUGACAGCCAACUCGUCAGAAGAGUGCGGAGAUAGCGAGUACACCAUAGUCGAGAGAGAGAUGCAAGCUAGCGUGCGUGCCCACAGGGACCACGCCGGCGGCCACUAUUCGCACUACAACGUUGUCCGGAUCCAGAAGUUGGUGAACGGGCGGCUCUGGGAGCGCUACCAGCACCGGCGGCGCGAGGUGGCUGAGGAGGCGGGCUCGCCCAACGAGCGGAUGCUGUUCCACGGGUCGCCCUUCAUCAACGCCAUCGUGCAGAAGGGCUUCGAUGAGCGACACGCCUAUAUCGGCGGCAUGUUCGGCGCGGGCAUAUACUUCGCCGAGCACUCGUCUAAGUCUAACCAGUACGUGUAUGGCUUCGGAGGAGGCUCCGGCUGCCCGACCCACAAGGACCGCAGCUGCUAUCUGUGCCACAGACAGAUGCUGCUGUGCCGCGUGACGCUGGGCCGCGCGUUCCAGCUGCUGAGCGCCAUGAAGAUGGCGCACGCGCCGCCCGGCCACCACGCCGUGGCGGGGCGGCCCUCGCAGGGCGGGCUGUGCUUCCCCGAGUACGUGGUCUACCGCGGAGAGCAGGCGUACCCAGAAUACCUGAUUACUUAUCAAAUAGUGAACGGAGAGAGUUCGACGGGCGCAGUGUAAAUAUUACUGGUGUACUAUUAUUACCAGUGGAGUGCCGUUCCCGUAUUUGAUUAGAAAUAGUCACUUUUGAAGAUUCACGCAUUUUAUACAUAGUAAACUGUUUUACCCGACUGUGGCGAGGCAAAAGGAGGGUUAUAAUUAAAGCACAUAAUAACGGGUUCUUACCGCGUUUAAAUGGGGAUAUGAGACUCCCGAUAUUUCGACACUGUUGCAAGUGCCAUGAUCACGGGAUGACUGAUGAGAUUGGAGUGGAGUAGGUAGAUCCAUAAUUUUCUACGGGCAGACAUAUCUGUCUACCCUCUUUCUCUGCCGCUUGUUUAUGUUUUUGAUACCCGUUAUUAUGUGCUUUAAUUAUGAUAAUAACCGCGUAAACUUAAAACAAGGAGGGUUAUGUUUAACACAAUUGGAUAUGGUAAAACUAAUUAUUAACUUGUUUGGAAGUUUAAAGUGAGAGGUUGUUAGGGUCGAAGUGAACAAUAUAAACUAAACAGCCUAUAUAUGGGUUGUUCUUCUUUUUUAUCGACAAUGAUCUGUCCUUCGUUCUGCUUCUGAUAAGUUAUGUUUUAGAAUUUUAUUUCAUAUUUUGAUUGUCCAAAAAUAUAGUUAUCUUAUUAUACUCAAAAUACAAGCAAAAUACUAAUCGGUUCCUCAAUUAGUUAUUAACGUAGCUUGAUCGUUUUUCACAAAAUUAUAUGACAGAGUGGUAAAUUGAAAUGCUGUCUCCGAUGAAAAGGGCCACUCUGUCACAAUAUUUUUUGGAAUGCGCCUGCAAAGAAAAGUAUGUUACCAAGAUAAAGAGAACCACUAAAUAGUCCUCUACAGACACAUCUUUAUAUGAUGUUUUAAAAUAUUUAUUGUCGGUAUAAUUUUAAAGAUGUUAAAUCCGAUAAAUCGAGAAAAUGUCUUUUUAUUGUCGAUAAAAAAGAAGAACGACCCAUAUACAAGGUGUUAGUGACAUCGUAACGAAUACUAAGGGGGAUGAUUCAGACCAUAAUUUUGAUUUAAUAUCAUGUGGAAUUUUUCGUCGCAAAAUUCAUGUCAUUUUUUUGUUUAUUAUUUUAUUUUUAAUUCUGUACUUUUGCGAUGGAAAAUUCCACUUGUUAUUAACUCAGAAUACUGAGCUGAAUUAUGCCCCUCAGUAUUCGUUACUGAUGGGGAUGAUUCAGAACAUGUUUCCAAAUUGAUAUCAAGUGAAACUUCUUUUCGGAAAAUUAAUGAAAAUUUUAGUGUUUUUUUAAAUUUAAUUUCAGUUUCAUACUUUUGCGACGGAAAAUUCCACUUGAUAUCAUCUCAGAAUCAUGGUCUGAAUUGUCCCUCAAAGUUUUCGUUACGAUGUCACUAACCUGUAUACGUCCCACUGCUGGGAACAGGCCUCCAUUCAACCGGAGGUGUGGAGCAUACUCCACCACGCUGCUCCACUGCGGGUAACAACAGUAGGUAACGUGAUUCUUUUUUAUUUUAUUGUCAAACCUACGGUUACUACGAUAGCAUUUUAAUGACAUCUUUUAUUUUCUAAUUAUAAAAUAUAUUUGUCAUGAAAAAUCUAUACACUUCCGAUUUUUUUUUGCAACCUGGGGGUUAAGGCCACAUUGCAGCAUUUCAUCCUACAUAUACAUAUAUCUAUACAGACUGUUAGUGACAUCGUAACGAAUACUGAGCGGGAUGAUUCAGACCAUGAUUCUGAGUUAAUAUCAAGUGGAAUUUCCCGAACCAAGUAAUAUAUAAUAUUCUCUCUCUUUAUUUAAGAGCUGCGCUCUUGUCGGUGGAGUAACCGCCAUUACAUAAUAAUGUAAUAUUACUUGGCAGAAAUUGCUGCUUAACAAUAAGGCCGUCAGAUUGUACUAUAUCUAUCGUCCAUGUGUGUAAAACUUGUUUUGUAUGUUAUGUGCGGUAAAGUAUAUUUGUAUUUUCAUCUACAUAAACUGCCUAUAUACGUCCCACUGCUGGGCACAGGCCUCCCCUCAAUCAACCGGAGGGGGUAUGGAGCAUACUCCACCACACUGCUUCACUGCGGGUUGGUGGAGGUGUUUUUACGGCUAAUAGCCGGGACCAACGGCUUAGCAUCUAAAAAAGCAAUAUUGCUAUUUGAUAUUUGUUUGCAUUGCGCAGUUAUUUAUAUAUGCGCAGUAUCAAUUCGCAAUAUCACCUUUUUAAAUGAAUUGCUACGAUGUGGCCUCUUUAAUCCCCGCUGUGAGGAGUAUAAAAUGCCAAACUAAUUAAAAAUUGAUAAAGUUUAGAUGAUGCGGACAAUGGUGCUAAUUCCUGCAGACGCUACCUAAUUUUAUUUUAAGUUAUACCUGUCAUUUUCUUAUCCGCCGAAAAGGAAAGGGACGGGUAAUCGACAAGCAUAAAAUUUAUGGAACACACGUAAAUUUUAAGCACAAAUCUAAAACAACCGUCUAAAAAUUUUACAUUGGCCAAUAGCCCGACAGAAUUAAGUUGACAGCACACGUCAAAUGGUUUGCAUACCAGCGAGAUACCAUUUUGAUUCACCUGGGUUAUUCAUUCAUUUAUUUUAUUUAUUUUACUCAUUCUUUAUAAAAUUAAGAGCUGUCAAUCAUCCGUCCCUUUCCUUUUCGGCGGAUAAGAAAAUGACAGGUAUAACUUAAAGUAAAAUUAGGAGGUGUCUGCAGGAAUCGGGGCCAAUGUCAAGUUAAAAUACAAAAAUGCUCAGCUGAGGCAGAGUCGAGUGGGGGAAGAGUCGAGUGGAUAUCUUAGACUACGGGCUCGAGGCUUCUAAACGGAAAAUAUUAAUGAUCGAAAAACGAUUCAAUGAUCUUGUAUAUAUAAUGUGGCAGACAACGUUGUCACGUAUGUUUUGGAAAUUCUUAAGAAAUUAGAAAUGUAAAUUAUUUGUGAAAAUCUUCGAAAUGAGGUUGUGUAUUGGGGACUGUGCCCACUACACCGUAUCAUAUCAGGACCGCACUAGGAGCGUGUCAAGCAGGGACCGGCGCGUGCCGGACGCUACUAUGCCCGCUGCAACGGAGCGACCCCUUUCUAUCCCCGUAUGGACGAUAAGAAAGAAAGAAAUAUUUAUUACUUCCGAACACCCGACGAGGUUGCCUGGCAGAAAUUGCUGUUUAGCAAUAAGGCCGCCUAUUGUGCUUAUGUUUUAUUCGUAUGUUUAUGUCCUUUAUAUAUGUUGUUGUGCAAUAAAGUAUUAUUGAUUGAUUGAUUGAACACCACAGACACAGACAGACAGGUACAUUACAUUCAACACAGGGCAGAAACCACACGGAAAUCAAUAAGUACACAGACAAAAAAAAAUCCAAAACAAAAAGAACACACUCAAGAGUACCUACUUAUAAUUUUAAUUCAUUGUCUUUUUAUUGUUUCUUUUUUCUACCUAAAGCUACUGUAUAAAUAUUUAAUAUCCUCUAGCCCUCGUUGACAAUUACUUCCGCACAAUAUCCCAGGAAGAGGAAAUGACUGAAAACCAGCGCUGGAUGGCGCCAUAGCAUGGCUCCAUCGCAGCACAAGCUGAGCCAAUUCCUUUUGCCCGUAUUCGCAAUAUUCAUAAUUACUUAGUUUAUAUAGGAAAUGUAAAUUGUUACUGGCAAUAAAUUUAUUUUAUUCUUAUUCUUAAGAAAAACAAACCAAAAUCAUAAAAACAAUAAUAAUAAAACCAAGUAUUCUAAAUGCAACGCACUGACGGCCCGAUCAUCUGCGGUGGAGUCCGGAAUAAAAGGACCUCGCUCAGCAUAAGUCGCGGCGUGAGCCACGACGCUGGUAUUCUGCGGGCCCUGCCAAAAGCUUUAUUCGCAUAAUAUUCUUUAUUCGCAUAAUUAUAAUCAUAAUCAUAUCAUUUAUUGAGUUAUAUCAUUUUUAGCUGCAAAAGUCCAAUCAGUUUCUUGCAAAGUAAUAAACUAACUGGUUACACUUAACACCUUAGCCAUACAUUCGUACACAGCGGUUAUACUGCGACUCUCAUUGACCGGGAGUACUUGUUUGUGUAUUUUAAAGUAGAAUAAUAAUUUUGGUGGGUUUUACUGCGAAAAUUAAAAUGUUUAUACUAUGAUAACAUGCACAAUGCCAUUACUUAUAGAAAUAUGAUGUUUCAUCCUUCUUUUUUCGCUUUGACGUUUUUACGACCCACAUCCCCGUGUUGCCAGUUCGACGCCUAAUCGCGCACUGAGGUAAAGUACUGUCAACGUCGCUAUAUUAACAGUAACUUUGCGUCCCACUUUUUGAGCGCUGAUGUUCAAUGAUGAUGUUCAAUCUACAGUAGUAAUAAAUCUAUAUAAUAUGGUGUAGUGGGUACGGACCUUUGUAAAUUUUAUAUUUGUGUUUUGUAUUUAUUUGUUCAAUAUUUACAGUGGCGGGUAAAAUAGCAGCGGAUAGAUUUCAAGGUUAGGAUCGUAGCAAAUGGAAGUCCAUAGUGUCAUCACCAGCCCAUUAACGUCCCCACUGCUGGGGCACGGGCCUCCCCUAUGGAUGGAUAGGGAGAUCGGGCCUUAAACCACCACGCGGGCCCAGUGCGGGCGGUGCGGGGAGGUGAAGGGGGGGGCAUAAAUUCGACCAAGACCCUGGCCGCAAACUAACUUUAUCAAUUUAGAUUGCUUGAAACUCAUAACUGGGGUCUGGGGCAUACUCCACCAAACUGCUCCACUGUGGUUUGGUGGAGAUUAUCACGCGUAGCUCGCCAUUGUAAUAUUGACAUUUUCGAUCAAUCUUCCUGUUAGUGUCAAUUUUGGCGUAUUUUUAGUUGGAUAGUUCUGAAAUUAACUCUGAUUCAUCAUCAUCAUCAAUUUAAGAGCCACAUCUAAAUCUAAAACAACCCUAUAAAAAAUUACAUUGGUCAACAAUCCGACAGAUUUAAGCUAAGUUAAGUUUGCAUUCCAAGAUACCUAUUUGAUUCGCCCGUGUUAUUGAUUCAUUCACUCAUUCUUCCUAAAAUUACCAGCUGUCAAUCAUCCAUCCGUUUCCUUUUUGGCGGGAAUGAAAAUGACAGGUAUAACUUAAAGUGAAAUUAGGAAGUGUCUGUAGGAAUCGGGGCCUCUAUUGCUAUAAUAUUUUUAACUCGAAUUUAAAGAUAGAUAAUAAAUACUAUGUAAACAGUCUGUAAUUUUUUUAGAGAAGAUAGGCUAGUGUCCAACUAGUCAAAUCAGUUACUUUUUAUUAAACGUCAAAACAAGAAAUUACUAUGGAAUUUGUGUGAGAAAGCAACCUGUGACGUCAUAGAAAAACGUGACAAAAUGUCGGACUUGUUAUUACGUUUUUCUUGAGUAAAAUUCAUAAAUAAGAUAAAUAGAAAAAAAGAAAACGUUUUUUGACACUUUCAGAUCUGUCUUUAUUUAGUAAAUCAGUAUUUCAUAAUUUAUCUUUGACCCAGGAAACUACCCGAUUGGAGUGGAACGGAGGGAAACCACUGUCAUAUUUGUACACUAGCUUUUGCCCGCGACUUCGUCCGCGUGGCGUGUUAUAACAGAGAGAUCUUUGUGUGUGUGUGGGAGUGCAUAUCAAAUUUCAAGCAUCUAACUUAUGCAGUUUAGAAUUUUUCAUACAAAAGUUCCUUCCCGCUAACUCCCGUUUCCGUGGGAAUUAUGCAAUAUCCUGUUGCAACUAAGCUUUAAGGUAACUAAGGUACCUGCAUGCCAAAUUUCAAGCGUCUAACUUAAGCGGUUUAGAUUUUUCAUACAAAAGGAUUUUCUCGCUAAUUCCCGUUCCCGUGGGAAUUCCGGGAAUUCCUUUCUUAGUGCACCUCUACGGUACCUAAGCUACGUCCCUUCCAAAUUUCAAGUGCCUACGUUUAGCCGUUUAGACUGUGCGUUGAUAUGUCAGUCAGUUUCUCCUUUUAUAUAUUUAGAUAAAAGUAGCAUAGAGAAUGCUACUUUUAUGGACUAUACCGACAAGAGCGUGGCUCUUAGUGAUGAUGAUGAUGAUAAUUCGCCUGUAAUAAGAACUGGGGGGUUAAAAUGGCCACAUCGAAGCAAUUCAUCUAGAAAAGCAAUAUUGCUAUUUGACAUUUGUUUGCAUUGCGCACUUACAUUUAUAUGCGCAAAUGUCAGAUUGCUUUUUUUAGAUGAAUUGCUUCGAUGUGACCAUUUUAACCCCUUGUAAUAUUAGUUUUAAUAAAGUAUUCGUGUUGUAUAUAAUUGUAUUAACUAUUAACGUGGCUAUCGCCUCGUUUAUAUGUACGAAAUUUUCUAAGUAAGCAAUAAAUGAAUUUAAUUCAGAA
Pectinophora gossypiella (pink bollworm) is the source of this 9764-nucleotide messenger RNA. RefSeq names its product poly [ADP-ribose] polymerase tankyrase. Lineage: Eukaryota; Metazoa; Arthropoda; Insecta; Lepidoptera; Gelechiidae. The transcript is spliced from 25 exons. The record is from RefSeq and is a predicted model, not a curated record. Bases 107 to 3586 code for a protein of 1159 amino acids. Gene Ontology annotation, molecular function: NAD+ poly-ADP-ribosyltransferase activity; protein binding.